GCGGCCCCGACUGUCAGCGCCGCCCGAGCCGGGCUCCGAGCGGGCUCCGAGCGGGCUCCGCGCCUCAGCACGCACGGCUAAGCCCUGCGCUGCCAUGGAGCCGCAGGCACGCGGCCUGUUGGAAACUCAGUCAUUCCAUGAAGCAGAUGAAGAUGUGGUCACUGAUGUUGAUUUCACCACUAUGAUUUCUGAAGAAGAAAAAGAAGAGUUAAAGACUGAGCUAGCCAAGCUAGAGGAUGAAAUUUCAACUUUGCGGCAAGUGCUAGCAGCCAAAGAGAAGCACCUGGUUGAAAUUAAACAAAAACUUGGCAUAAGUCUGAUGAAUGAACUGAAGCAGAACUUUAGCAAAAGCUGGCAUGAUAUGCAGACAACUUCUGCUUACAAGAAAACACAUGAGACCCUGAGCCAUGCGGGACAAAAAGCAACAGCAGCUAUCAGCAAUGUAGGAACUGCAAUCAGCAAGAAGUUUGGAGAUAUGAGAUCGCAUUCAAUUGGCUAUUCUAUUCGCCAUUCCAUAAGCAUGCCUGCAAUGAGGAAUUCUCCAACUUUCAAAUCCUUUGAGGAGAAGGUUGAAACCACUGUCACAAGCCUUAAGACCAAGGUUGGUGGGACAAGCCACACGGGAGGCAGUUUUGAAGAAGUUCUCAGCUCUACAGCCCACGCUAGUGCUCAGAGCUCCCUUGCUGGCACCAGGCUCCCUGAAAGUGAAGAAGAGCUUCAGUGCUAAACAGCACGCCCUCCUGAGCCCCACAUGCCUCUCUUCAGAGACUUGCCCAGACAAUGAUUUUCAGCUCUCCCUCACCACACAACGUGCGCAACAAGGUUUUGUCAGCUUUGGAAAAUUGCCAUCCUGGCCUUGUGUUGGAGAAAUGUUUCCUCUCCCUAUUUCUAUUUUAGAUGGGCCAUUUUAUCACCAGGUACUUUGUACAUCAUCAAAACCACAUGCAAGUCAUUGGCUGUAACGCACUAAAUUCUGUGUUAAGUGGCUAAAUAGUUUUCAGUUACAUGUAACUUCCCUCUAACAAUCUCCCAGUCUCUGUUUCUUAUUUAUUUUGGUUUACCUUUUUUCUAUCUGUUGGUUUCUGGCUUCCCUCUCAGUGCCACAUCAGACAGAUGGACCUAGAGCUGUGCAAAGCAUUCAGCUGCCAGCAGUAGCCCAUACACCAGCUGUCUACCGUCCAUACCAGGUGCCCUUUGCUCAGAAGUGUCUGUACAUCAUCUAUUUCCUAACAGAAUUAAAAUCACUUACUGUCACAAAAAGCUGUUUCUCCUUCAGUGGUACAGUCUGGCAUUGCCCUACGCCCGUUAGGCAGCAGAGUUAAGGAGAGCAGGAAGAGACACGUGGUUAUUCAUACAGAAACAACCUAUCACAGCUGCUGAUUUCAGAUUGUCAUUUUGGCUGGAAAGGUUUCAGUUUCAAAAUGUGCAUCAUUGCUUGCUCUCUUUGGUUUUGUAAGACUUGGCAGUGAACUUAAUUAGAAAAUAAAGUGGAGUGAAGGGAA
Messenger RNA from Haemorhous mexicanus (house finch), 1502 nucleotides. It is a transcript of the gene TPD52L1, whose product is annotated as TPD52 like 1. Gene Ontology annotation, biological process: positive regulation of MAP kinase activity; positive regulation of apoptotic signaling pathway. NCBI's taxonomy places the organism in Eukaryota, Metazoa, Chordata, Aves, Passeriformes, Fringillidae. Gene Ontology annotation, cellular component: cytoplasm. The coding region runs from base 95 to 727 and encodes 210 amino acids. The transcript has 8 exons. The record is from RefSeq and is a predicted model, not a curated record.